Molecule: messenger RNA, 1946 nt
Organism: Thunnus maccoyii (southern bluefin tuna)
Lineage: Eukaryota; Metazoa; Chordata; Actinopteri; Scombriformes; Scombridae
Product: sodium/hydrogen exchanger 9B2-like
Exons: 16
Coding region: 26-1720 (564 amino acids)
Biological process (GO): proton transmembrane transport
Cellular component (GO): membrane
Molecular function (GO): antiporter activity
Source: RefSeq, a predicted model, not a curated record
UAAUGACUCUGUGGUACAGAAGAAUAUGAUACAGUACGUUAUAAUACUUACAGCCCUUUAUCAACCAAAGAUGAUGGACGAAGAAGCCACGAAGCGUUACUGUCGGAUGAGCGACGAUGGACAGAAACAGACACAAGCUGAGCGAGAGAGUAAAGUUCAGGUCAGUCAGGGGGAGAGAGAGAUUACCGUCCUGCCGAGGAGGAAGACGGACGAGCUGGACGCCGCCGGGAUGGAGAUGACAGCGUCAAACUCGUCCUCCUGCUGUUCGUCUUGUAUCAGUAUGAAGGACAGAUGUCCUCGACCGCGGGGACUCAUCAACCUCCUCAUCACCAAGGUGUGUCUGUUCGCUCUGCUGUUCGGAGUCGUCUGGGCCAUCACAGGAAAGGAGUGUUUGCCUGGCGGGAAUCUUUUCGGCAUCGUCAUCCUCUUCAUCUGCUCCGUGCUGGGAGGGAAGCUGGUGGGAAUGAUCCAACUGCCCACACUGCCCCCCUUCCCUCCACUACUUGGUAUGCUGUUAGCAGGUCUGGUGCUGCGUAACGUUCCUUAUAUAACGGACGCCAUCCACAUCGACACUCACUGGUCUGCAGCUCUGAGGAACAUCGCCCUGGCCAUCAUCCUGACCAGAGCCGGGCUGGGCCUCGACCCCUCGGCGUUGCGUCGUCUGAAGGCGGUGUGUGUGCGUGUUGCGAUUGGUCCCUGCGUGGUGGAGGCCUGUAUUGUUGCCGUGGUUUCUCACUUCCUGCUGGGGCUGCCGUGGGACUGGGGCUUCAUACUGGGUUUUGUCCUGGCUGCAGUGUCUCCUGCGGUCGUUGUGCCAUCCAUGCUGCUUCUGCAGAGAGAAGGAUACGGAGUGGAGAAGGGGAUCCCCACCCUGCUGAUGGCUGCUGGGAGUUUUGAUGAUAUUUUGGCCAUCACAGGGUUCUCUACCUGUCUGGGAAUCGCCUUCUCUACAGGUUCUACGUGGAUGAACGUACUGAAGGGUCUGUUGGAGGUGGUGGGAGGGGUCAUAGCUGGGCUGAUCCUGGGUCUGUUCUUAUGCUGCUUCCCCAGCAAUGACCAGGAGGAUUUGGUGUUGAGGAGGACUCUUAUGUUGUUGGGUCUGUCCAUAUUUUCGGUCUUCUUCAGUCAUGUUAUAGGUUUUGCUGGAGCCGGCGGUCUCUGUACUCUAGUACUGGCCUUCCUGGCUGCUCUGGGCUGGAGGACUGAAAAGGCGCCGGUGGCAGCCAUGGUGGGUCGCUCCUGGGAUGUGUUCCAGCCUCUCCUCUUUGGUCUGAUUGGAGCAGAGAUCACCAUAGCAACCCUCAGCCCCAGCACCGUGGGUCUGGGUCUGGCCUGUAUCAGUAUCGGUCUGGUGAUCCGUCUGCUCGUCACCUUCUUGCUGGUUCAUUUCGGAGGAUUCAACCUGAAGGAGAAACUGUUCAUUGCUGUGGCCUGGUUGCCUAAAGCCACCGUACAGGCUGCUAUUGGCUCCAAGGCGUUGGAUAUGGCGAGGGAGGAGGGGGACGACACACUAAUAAAGUUCGGUUCGGACGUGCUAACGUUAGCUGUGUUAGCCAUCCUGACCACGGCUCCCAUCGGAGCGCUGGGCAUCGGCCUGGCGGGGCCACGCCUCCUGGCCCGGCAGGGCAAAGCAGAUGAGACAGAGGGUGGAGCGACGUCCCCAAGCAGCCAGGGGAAUGGGCAAGAAAAAGACAACGUGACCCUUGAGAGCAAGCUAUGAGGCUGUUGACCGCAUGAACAGACGAAAGCUAUAUAUUAUACACUUUAUGUACACACCUUAUGUAGAUGAUAAACUCUUUGUAGCUGCAGAUAUGUUUUUGUUAUAUACAUUUGUGUUUCUUAUGCUUUAACAUGCUUUUACUAACUAUUGUCAUCACACAAAUGUUCAAUUAUGGAUGCAUUACCUCUGCUCUUUAUGAUGCAUAAUAGUAGAAGAAGAGAAAUCA